Messenger RNA from Orcinus orca (killer whale), 2847 nucleotides. Its product is annotated as calcium-responsive transcription factor. Gene Ontology annotation, biological process: regulation of transcription by RNA polymerase II. The record is from RefSeq and is a predicted model, not a curated record. The transcript has a single exon. Gene Ontology annotation, molecular function: DNA-binding transcription factor activity, RNA polymerase II-specific; RNA polymerase II cis-regulatory region sequence-specific DNA binding. Gene Ontology annotation, cellular component: nucleus. The coding region runs from base 367 to 2532 and encodes 721 amino acids. NCBI's taxonomy places the organism in Eukaryota, Metazoa, Chordata, Mammalia, Artiodactyla, Delphinidae.
GAGAGGCGGGGAUACGAAAAAAAGAACGAAUCAGAAGGGAAACUAGCGACGGUGGCUGAUAGUGGUCUUAUCUCAAGCGACUGCGCUGCGCGCUCCCGGAGGGGCGCGCCUGCGCACUGUGCUGGUCUCCAUGGCGGGGCCUCGGAGCCAAGACGAGAAAAAAUGCUGCUGUGAAGACAUAGUUAUAGCUUUCACAUAACUGAAGCCCCAACCAUCAUGAUUUAGUGCCCCCCAAAGGAAGAACUUCAGUGGAAAAGAGAGGGCAUUUCUGGGGAUAGUAGAAUGCUUGAGACCUGAAUUUAAACUCAAGCUCCUUCAUGAAGGUAUUAAAUAAUAGAAGAAAAUGGAAUUGAAUAUGAUACCAGCAUGGAACAGUCUGUUGAUUCAUUAAGAGUCAACCAUAAUGAUUCCGAAGACUCAAAAACCGAUUCUCAGCAUCUAAGCUGUAUGGACUCCAGUGAGCCUUCUUUUGGACAAGAUGGUUCCCCUAGAGUUUUACCCAUUACUACUGCAGUGGAUAAUUCACUCACAUCACAGAAUAUACCAGGGCCCCUGACUCAGACGCAGACUCUUUCUGCAGAGCAAUUCCACCUAGUGGACCAAAAUGGGCAACCUAUUCAAUAUGAGCUUCAGUCAUUGGGGGAUUCUAAUGAGCAAAUGAUGAUUGUUGCCAGCCCAUCAGAAAAUGGACAGGUGCUGCGUGUAAUUCCAUCUACCCAGACAGGAACGACACAAGUGAUUGUACCUCAGGGGCAGCUUGUGGAUGUGAAUAGUCCUCAGGAUGUCUCUGAAGAGAAACCCAGUGACGGAAACUUACCAACUGUAAGAGUGGAUUCUCUAGCAGACAGUAACAGUAGUUACAUUCUUCAUCCACAUGCAUCCCUCACAUUGCCCAAAAAGACAGUGACCAGAAUACUUGAAGAACCCUUUUUGGCUCCACUCCAGCCACUUUCUUCUAACACACCUAUAUGGGCCUGUCGUCUUAGGAGCUGUGAGAAAAUUGGAGAUUCAUACCGUGGCUACUGUGUAAGUGAGACUGAAUUAGAAAGUGUUCUAACAUUUCACAAGCAGCAAACACAGAGUGUUUGGGGGACCCGCCAAUCUCCAAGCCCAGCCAAGCCAGCUACACGCUUGAUGUGGAAAUCCCAGUAUGUCCCAUAUGAUGGAAUCCCAUUUGUCAAUGCAGGGAGUAGAGCUGUGGUAAUGGAGUGUCAGUAUGGGCCAAGAAGAAAAGGUUUCCAGUUAAAAAAAAUCAGUGAGCAGGAAAGCAGGUCUUGUCAACUCUACAAAGCUACUUGUCCAGCCCGGAUUUACAUUAAAAAGGUACAGAAAUUUCCUGAAUAUAGAGUUCCUACAGACCCCAAAAUUGACAGGAAAAUAAUCCGAAUGGAGCAGGAAAAAGCCUUUAACAUGCUAAAGAAGAACUUGGUAGAUGCUGGUGGUGUUCUUAGGUGGUAUGUACAGUUACCUACUCAGCAAGCUCAUCAGUAUCACGAAUUAGAGACUCCCUGCCUCCCUUUAUCACCUUCCCCUUUUCCUAUGUCUUCUCUUGAAGAAGAGGAAGCUGCAGUUAGAGAUGAGAACUGUACAUUACCCUCACGUCUACAUCCUCAAGUAGCACAUAAAAUUCAAGAACUAGUAUCACAGGGAAUACAACAAGUGUAUGCAGUAAGGAAACAGCUAAGAAAAUUUGUGGAAAGGGAACUGUUCAAACCUGAUGAGAUACCUGAAAGACAUAAUUUAUCCUUUUUUCCAACUGUAAAUGAUAUAAAAAAUCACAUCCAUGAGGUACAGAAAUCCUUGAGAAAUGGAGAUAAUGUAUAUAACUCAGAGAUUAUUCCAGCAACGCUUCAAUGGACUACAGGUAGUGGGAAUAUUCUCAGAGAGACUGUGACAGUUACACUUGCAGAAGGAAAUUCACAAGGAGAAGCAAUUUCCAGCAAAGUGGAAACAAAUCAGACAAGGGGUUCUUUGUCUCCAGAGCCAGCGCACUUGCUCUCCUCACUUUCUUCAUUUCAGCCAAAAAUAUUCACACAACUACAGGGUUUGCAGUUGCAACCAAGAUUCACAUCUUCUGAUGGAUCACCAGCUCUGAUAUCAGUAAAUAAUCACCCCUCCUCCAGUCCUUCAAGACUUCUGGAUUCAGUAGGAAGUGCUGUAAUGAAUAAUAAUUCUCUGCUGCUUGGCCAAACUCAUUGCCUUCAAACAGAUACAUGCCUAACCCAAAACAAUAGUAUUUCCUCUACCAUGGGUAACCUUCCAGGACCCGAUCAAAAUCUGGUUGCAGUGGAUCAGCUGGUGGAAGUUGGAGAUGUUGAGGAUACAGAGAAUCUGGAAGGAAAUGUUCAUCGGAUUCUGCUGGGAAAUGUUCAGACCAUUCCAAUACAGAUUAUAGACAGCCACCCAGCUCUUAUUGAAGAAAGUCCAGAAGGUACCAUUUCUGUGAACCAAGUUAAGCAAGAACCCAAAGAACCAGCAUUAUCUAUGGAAGCAAAAAAAAAAUUGGACUGUAAGAAAUUGUCUGCUACAUAAAUUAUUGAAGCUUUUCAGAAUUUACAACUCUGGUGACUUCUGAUGUCAUAAAAAAGAAGGUGAAUAUUAUCAAAGCGCAGCAUUGUGAUAAGUGGACUGAAGACUGGUUUAAUGAGCAGCUUUAAUUUAAAACUGACAUAUUUGUUGCUAACUCCCUAUUUUUACCUUAAGAGAUAUUUUAUUCCUCUUAUUUUGUAUAAUUCUUAUGGUUUUUGAUUAUCUGAUAAGGCCAGUAUUUCAAAAGGUCAUCUGAACGUAUCCACAUAUCUAAUUCAUCCUCUGGAAAUUAGAUAUUAAUUUUGGUUCUUAAAAAAG